AUGUCAGUGCUGGCGGUGCUGCUGGUGCUUGCGGCAUGCGCGCUGAACACAGCCGCUGUGCAUCACAGGACGAAAAGGGUGCAUGACCCAAAGGGCUACGUCUACCACUUGCACUCCAUCACGCACCCGUACAUGACCAACGGCAUGACCAUCCCCAACUGGGACUUCUAUGGCUCCACCGUCGUCACCGACGACUACAUCCGCCUCACGCCCGACCGCCAGUCUCGCCGCGGCAGCCUUUGGAACACUGUCCCUUUCAACCCGCCCGGCGACGAGGAGUACCCUGGCUUUGAGAUUAACCUCCAGUUCCGAGUCCACGGCCAAGGCACGCGUCUGUUUGGCGAUGGCAUGGCUGUCUGGUACACGAAGGACCGCGCACUCGAGGGCCCCGUCUUUGGCAACCAGGACAAGUUCAUCGGCAUGGGCGUCUUCUUUGACACGUACAGCAAUUUGCACCAGGGCCACUCCCAGUAUAUCUCCGUCAUGUUUGGCGACGGCAUGCUCUCGUAUGAUCAUGAUAGUGACGGCGGCGCUUCCCGCGUUGCAGGGUGCCCGAUUCGGUUCCGCUCGACAGCGGAUGACGACCACCCCGUGUAUGCACGCAUCGUGUACCAGAACAACCUCCUCCGCGUCUACAUCGACGCCGACGACGACGGUGGGUGGCCCGAGUGCUUCAUUGUGCGUCGCGUGUAUCUGCCGCGCAACUACUACUUUGGUCUGACGGCGGCAACGGGCGAUCUUGCCGACAACCAUGACGUCAUCUCCAUGAAAGUUUCUGAACCAUCCGGGAUGUCGCAGGCGGAACGCGAAGAAGUCAAACGCCGCAUUGAGGAGGACAUGAAGCGCGAGGCGGAGAGCGGCGGAUCAAAGGUGCCCGUCGACCCCCAAUAUGGCGACGAGGUGACCAAGGGCAAUGCUGGCGACAAUGACGACUCAAACACGCUCACCAUCGCCGCCGUCAUCAUCGUGCUGGUCAUUGUUGCCGUGGCUGGCUACUUUGUCUUUGUCAAGACGAAGAAGGACACCCGCAAGUUUGAUUUCUAA
This is a messenger RNA of Salpingoeca rosetta, 1044 nucleotides long. RefSeq lists its product as uncharacterized. NCBI's taxonomy places the organism in Eukaryota, Choanoflagellata, Craspedida, Salpingoecidae. The record is from RefSeq and is a predicted model, not a curated record. Gene Ontology annotation, biological process: endoplasmic reticulum to Golgi vesicle-mediated transport; Golgi organization; endoplasmic reticulum organization. Gene Ontology annotation, molecular function: D-mannose binding. Gene Ontology annotation, cellular component: COPII-coated ER to Golgi transport vesicle; endoplasmic reticulum-Golgi intermediate compartment; Golgi membrane. The coding region runs from base 1 to 1044 and encodes 347 amino acids. The transcript is spliced from 7 exons.